AUGCACCUCGGUCACCAAUUUCUGGGCAGAGGGUGCAGCAUUCGAAAGAUUCGCCUUGGGAACAUGUUUGUCCGCAUGACGCGGAGCACAUCACACCUCGACGACUUUUUGGACGUUUUCGUACUCAUCGUGGUUUCCAGGAAGUCGAAGACCAACCCCAGCAAUAAGCUGAGUCACCAGUUUCUUGCAAGGCAUAGGGACUGGCGGCUCUGCGGGAUGGGCCAUGUUUUCCUGUGGCUUCAUUUCAUCUACGACCUCGUCCCUCUGCGCUACGGCCCCGGUAUCGUCGAGCCUCUCGACUUUUCUGAACCGAUCAGAUCUGGAGCCCAAAUACUCCAUGACGACGGUUGCUCCGACAACAACAUUGGCACUUUGGGCGGAUGGGCGCAGGGGGAGAUGCGGAGAUCUUAUGUUAUGGGCAUUCCGUUCAAGCCGGUUUGGCUGCUGGCAGGAUUCAGCGGAGAUCGUAGAGACUACUACAUCGGCAGAGCCCGCGCUAAGCUUCCGCGUCAUAAGGAUAUGGAGAAGGAUGAGUGGUUGCAGCUCCUGGAACUCUUGAGGCUUUACAUCUUCCCCUGGGUCGAGGAGGGUUGGAAGAAGGCCCAAGCAUGGAACGAUGCGCAGACCGACCCGCUGAAGAGGCACUAUGCGGGAGUGAGGUUCCUUGAGACCCUCGCCACCGUCGGCCGCCUCGUUGUUGCACAGGAUCUGGCUAUGAUGUGGGCGUUCUGCCAUCAGCACGGCGUGAGAAUCCCGCGGUGCAAUUGCCAGCGGCAUCCAUAUGUGCAGAUGAGCCCCCUGUGCAACCACCCACUGUUCCAAAAGUGGGCGUACCUGGUCGCUAGCUUUCACAUGGAGGGCGAGAAGCUUCGUGCGACCGCCCAAACCACUGCCAAAGCAGAUGCUAUCUUUCGCACGACCGCCGAGGAGAAGAUGCAGAAGCUGUAUCUCACCGCCAAUAUGCUCAGGGAGGAUCUUGGGAUAUUGAGAGGACGUGCAAUGCAGUUGGCGAUGGAGAACGCGAAGCUGAGGGAGGAACUCGAUGCUGAGCGAGCGGAUAAAGCUCGGCUCAUGGCCGAGUUCGAAGCUUUCAAGAGGUCUGUUGUGGCCAGGGCUGACGCUGCAAACGCCUCUGCUGAGGUCGACGGAUCGUCGAAGAGUGCGGAAGGGGGUGCACGCCAGGCAGCGGACGCAUCCAAAGCACCAGUUGCGGUGGAAGAUUUCUUCUACGUGGUCGUUGUGUCUUGGCGCGAAGCCGAAACUGUUGCUGCUACCUGGAAACUGUGGGUGCAGCCAAGCCAGAUCAUGGGCGGCAAGACACUGGCCGAAGUCUGUGCAGAGUUCGGCCGGGAUACGAACAAGAACAACAGCUUCAUCACCGCAUAUUCCCGGUUCGCGCCGAAAGGUAAGCCCGCGAUGACUGUGGGUGCAUGCGAGCGUAAGAUGCGUCGCGUGCAUCGUGUCAUGGUCUCCGUGGUGACGUUAAGAAAAGACAGCUCCGAGGCGGCGACCGCAACGGCCGUUAAGCUGCUGGACGAGGUGUUCGCCUUGUGCAACUUCACCGAAUUCACCAACGGCCUGGCGGUGCUUCAAGAGACUCCGCCCAACAAGAAACAAAAAACCGGUUCGUCGACGGAAAAGAGGACCGUCAACGACUUGGCGCAAUGUAAAGUGAGCUGGCUGCUAGUCAAUAAAGGCCUGAGGGACAAGGAGUGGGCAACAUCGCUGUUUGGGGAUGAUAGGUGGGAGGAGAUCCACAAGGAACAACUGGCUAAGGAGAAGGCGGAAGAGGAGAAAAAACGAACCGAUGUGACGAAGAAGGCGGAACUGGAAAAGGCGAAGGGCGAUGCGUCGAAACGCUAG
Molecule: messenger RNA, 1863 nt
Organism: Closterium sp. Yama58-4
Lineage: Eukaryota; Viridiplantae; Streptophyta; Zygnematophyceae; Desmidiales; Closteriaceae
Source: the annotation of a GenBank genome assembly